GUUACUUCCGCCCCCUCGAUCGGAAAUCUCAAGCUUCGCCACUGCCGCUGAACGUUCAAUUCAUUUACAGCAUCCUUAGCAAAGCACCUAUUUCAAAGUAUUUUCUUGCCAAUACCUUUUUCUCUUAGUAAAAUACACAAUAAAUUCAACCACUUAUGUUCCUGAGCAAGGGCCUUAUGAACACGAAAUCAUAUCUAUCAAAUCACAAACAUUCACAACACGUUUUCUUGCAAAAACACUUGAUCACCAGCAGUAACUUUACCCAAUCAAACCCCUUUAAUUCUGAUUCUAAACACACUUCAAAUCUCCACGAAAAUGUCUACCACACUGAAAUUACUAAUAAUGCAUAUGAUCUGGUUCACAAGAUCCGAGAAUGCACACAUUCGGGUCUUCAUAACCAUGGCCAACAGCUUCAUUGCUACGUUUUGAGAUCUGGGUUCAUUUCCGAUGUAUAUGUUUCAUCUGCACUCAUCAACUUCUAUGUUAAACUGGACCUAGUAAAAGAUGCACAUAAAGUGUUUGAUGAAAUUCCUGAACCAGGUUUAGUUGCUUGGAACUCGUUGAUCUCCGGGUAUGUUCGAUCAGGGAAGUUCCGUCAAGCUUUGAGUUUGUUUCUUGAGCUGGAAAGGUCAAGUAUUUGUUCGGAUUCAUACUCGUAUACUGCGGUUUUAGCUGUUUGUGGACAGCUAAGGUUUAUACGAUUAGGCGGAACUGUUCACUCCAUGAUUGUUAAAUCUGGUGUAGAAUGUAGUAGUUUUGUGUCCAAUUGUUUGAUUGAUAUGUACGGAAAAUGCGAGCAUGUUGAAGACGCGAUCAAGAUUUUUGACAAAAUGCGGUUCAGGGACGCGGUUUCUUGGAACUCGGUGAUUGCUGCGUGUACUCGAAACCGAAGAAUCGAGCAAGCGGUUGGUUUUCUGAACCAAAUGCCAAACCCGGAUACGAUAUCAUACAAUGAGAUAAUCACUGGGAUUGCACAGUUUGGGAACAUGGAAAAAGCCGUUGAGAUUCUGUCAACAAUGCCAAACCCGAACUCAUCUUCGUGGAACUCGAUUAUAACAGGGUAUGUGAACCGUAACAAUCCAAGAAGCGCACUUAAGGUGUUUGAUCAAAUGCAUUUGAAUGGCAUACGGAUGGACGGGUUCACGUUUUCAAGCAUUUUAAGUGGCGUAGCGCGUGUUGGAGCGCAUAGACGGGGGACGUUAAUCCAUUGUUGUGUGGUGAAGCUUGGUUUCGAUGAAUGUGUAGUCGUUGGCAGUGCUUUGAUCGAUAUGUACUCUAAAUGCGGGCAGGUAAACGCAGCCGAGUUCAUUUUUGAAUCAUUACCCGAUAAAAAUCUAGUAACUUGGAACGCUAUGAUAUCGGGAUUCGCGCAUAAUGAGAAUUCAACGAAAGUGAUUGAACUAUUCGAGCAGUUGAAACACACGAAAGAUUUACAACCAGAUGGGAUCACGUUCCUGAACGUGUUAUCGGCUUGUUGGCAUAACAAGACGCCAUUAGAAGUUGCAACCCGAUACUUUGAAUCAAUGAUACACGAUUACCAAAUCGAUCCAACGGUUGAGCAUUGUUCUUGCAUGAUCAGGCUUAUGGGUCAUGAAGGAGAAGUUUGGAGAGCCGAAGGGAUGAUAAAGCGGCUCGGGUUUGAGUCGUGUGGGGGUGUUUGGAGGGCGUUGCUUGCGGCUUGUGGGGUUUGUGGGGAUUUAAAGGUGGCUGAAACUGCAGCUAGAAAGGUGGUUGAUCUUGAAGGUGAUGGUGAGUUUGUUUAUGUUAUGAUGUCGAAUAUUUAUGCGCGCUUUGGUAAGUGGGAAGAUGCGGGUGCGAUGAGGAAGAUGAUGAGAGACAAAAAUGUGUCGAAAGAGGCUGGUUAUAGCCGGAUUGAAUGAUACCUUGCUCUUCGUUUAAUAUAUAUAGCUCUCAUUUGUCUGUUGAUUUUGGUAAUUUUCUUUAUAACACAUUUGUUCAUUUUCGUUC
Molecule: messenger RNA, 1968 nt
Organism: Helianthus annuus (common sunflower)
Lineage: Eukaryota; Viridiplantae; Streptophyta; Magnoliopsida; Asterales; Asteraceae
Product: putative pentatricopeptide repeat-containing protein At5g47460
Exons: 1
Coding region: 156-1880 (574 amino acids)
Biological process (GO): RNA modification
Molecular function (GO): protein binding; RNA binding
Source: RefSeq, a predicted model, not a curated record